Torulaspora globosa is the source of this 465-nucleotide messenger RNA. RefSeq names its product Mic19p (gene MIC19). Lineage: Eukaryota; Fungi; Ascomycota; Saccharomycetes; Saccharomycetales; Saccharomycetaceae. The record is from RefSeq and is a predicted model, not a curated record. The transcript has a single exon. Bases 1 to 465 code for a protein of 154 amino acids.
AUGGGUUCUCAACCUUCAAAGGGUGGUGAGGUGCAGGUGUUUCAACCACAGACUCAAAUCGAUUUUUCGGAAGCAUUGCUUGCUCAGUUGGAGUCUUCGAAGGAGAGCGACUACAGCAGAAGACAGCUGGCUGAGAGAUAUGUGGAGCAGAGAGUCUCUGAUAGACUAUCUGAGUUGGAAGAGGAUACACUGAAAAAAUUUGAGAACAGGCUGGAGAGCUCGUUAUUAAAGGGCGAUUCUUCGGAUGGUGAGGGUUCGUCUCUGUCAUCCGCAGCUUUGAAUGAAAAGAUCGAGCAAUUGAACCAAAAGCUAGGCCUGUUCCAAGAGAGGGACGAUGCCCAAAGGGCUAAGUACGCUGAUGGUGACGCGAGAAAGGCUUUGCAUAAGUGUCUGCUCGAGAAUAAAGGCAAGCCGUUGAACUGCUACGAGGAGAUAGAGCAGUUCAAGAAGCUUGUGUUUAGUUAG